This is a messenger RNA of Diaporthe citri, 1350 nucleotides long. RefSeq lists its product as uncharacterized. The record is from RefSeq and is a predicted model, not a curated record. Gene Ontology annotation, biological process: transsulfuration. The coding region runs from base 1 to 1350 and encodes 449 amino acids. Lineage: Eukaryota; Fungi; Ascomycota; Sordariomycetes; Diaporthales; Diaporthaceae. The transcript has a single exon. Gene Ontology annotation, cellular component: cytoplasm. Gene Ontology annotation, molecular function: pyridoxal phosphate binding; carbon-sulfur lyase activity.
AUGGCCCAGCCCGGAACCAACGGCAGCCACCCGGACGGACUGCCGGUCGACGAGUCCGGCCCGGCCUCCACAACUGUCGCGGCGGCGGUCGAGGGACCGGGGGCGCUCGCCGCCCGCUUCGGCGAUCACAAGCUCGGCCUGUCAUCGCUGUCGGUGCACGCCGACGACUACAUCAACAACCACCGCGCCGUGGCCCCUCCCCUGCACGUGAGCACGACGUUCCGGUACAACGACGACCCGGACCGGCUGCGGGCGUGGGACAACACCGACGACAACGCCCCCUACGACAGUCACAUCUACAGCCGCGACAGCGCCCCCAACACGACGCGGCUCGAGGCCGUCCUCUCGGCCCUGCUGGGCGGGCCCGCCGUCACGUACUCCUCCGGGCUCGCGGCCUUCCACGCCCUGCUCGUGUUCCUCAACCCGAAGCGGAUCGCCAUCGGCGGCGGCUACCACGGCUGCCACGGCGUCAUCGACCUCGUGGCCAAGCUCACGGGGCUGCAGAAGGUCGAGCUCGAGGACUCGGCCGCGCUGGCGACGCUGCAGCCGGGCGACGUGAUCCACGUCGAGACGCCGCUCAACCCGACGGGCGAGGCGCGCGACCUCGACCACUACGCCUCCAGGGCCCGCGAGCUCGGCUGCUACCUCACCGUGGACGCGACGUUCGCCCCGCCGCCGUUGCAGCAGCCCUUUGACCACGGCGUCGACGUCGUGAUGCACUCAGGCACGAAGUAUUUCGGGGGCCACAGCGACCUGCUGUGCGGCGUGCUGGCGGUGCACCCGGCGCGCGAGGAGCGGCACGGCUGGGUCAGGGGCCUGCUGGGUGAGCGGCUGUUCCUGGGGAGCGUCAUGGGGAGCAUGGAGGGCUGGCUCGGGGUGCGCAGCCUGCGGACGCUGGAGCUGCGCGUCGAGAGGCAGAGCGCCAGCGCGGCGAGGCUGGUGGCGUGGCUGGACGGCGAGCUGCGGGCGGCGCAGAAGGACGGGGGCGGCAGCAACAGCCCCGUGGCAAAGACAGUCGAGAAGCUGCAGCACGCCAGCCUGCAGCCCGAGGCGGCGCAGGAAGGGUCGUGGCUGCGGAAACAGAUGCCCCGGGGUUGGGGCCCCGUGUUCAGCAUCAUCAUGCGCGAGGCCGACCACGCGCGCCGCCUGCCCAGCAAGCUGCACCUGUUCCACCACGCCACGAGCCUGGGCGGCGUCGAGAGCCUGAUCGAGUGGCGGGCCGUCACGGACAAGAACAUCGCCAAGACGGUGCUGCGGGUCAGCGUCGGCGUCGAGGGCUGGGAGGACCUAAGAGAGGACCUGCUGCAGGGGUUCACGGCGCUGCUGGACGAGGAUAAGUCGAGGAAGUAG